Messenger RNA from Chaetomium fimeti, 1269 nucleotides. RefSeq names its product O-methyltransferase-domain-containing protein. Bases 1 to 1269 code for a protein of 422 amino acids. The transcript has 4 exons. Gene Ontology annotation, molecular function: O-methyltransferase activity. The record is from RefSeq and is a predicted model, not a curated record. NCBI's taxonomy places the organism in Eukaryota, Fungi, Ascomycota, Sordariomycetes, Sordariales, Chaetomiaceae.
AUGGCAUCAACUCCCCAUUUCGAACUGGUUCAGGCCGCCGAGGCACUGCUCGAGAACGCAAAGAAGCUAGCAGCCGUGACCAAGCCUGGCCAGGAUGACAACGACCUGGAACUCCGGCGAGACAUCGCCCGCAUAGCCAAGAGCAUUGCCUUCGAGACGGCCCCAGCAAUCGAUGUAGUGAAAUCCGACUGGAUCGCGCCGCAGCUCGCUGAUGUCGCAACAUUGAACAUCUUCAUCGACUGGAAAGCCUUCGACCACAUCCCCCUUGACGGGCACAUCUCCAUCCAUGACCUCGCCCUUGCCGUCGAUGCCCAGGAAUCUCUCGUUGCCCGACUAUCCGCCCACCUCCUCUCAACGCACAAACUCCACCCCGGCCCCUCCCCCCACACCCUCCAGCACAGCCGCAUCUCCCCGCUCUACCGCACCCCCCACCCAGUCUCCUCCCUGAGCACCGUAGCCGUCGGCAACGCCAUGCGGCCCUUCGCGCACUGGCCGGGCUUCUUCGCCGCCCACGGCCGCGCCGAACCCCGCGGCCAGACCGAAACCCCCUUCGCCUUCGCCUGGGGCCACGCAGACCUGCCCCCCUGGGAGGUCAAGGCGCUGUAUCCGAGUUAUGCGCAGGCGUUUGCGCGCAGCAUGCGGGCGCGGGAGAUGGUGGGCGGGGAUACGAAGUGUGUUGGGGCUGGGGUGUUGUAUGAUCUGGCGUGGGUGGGGGUGGAGGCGAGGAGGGCGAAGGAGGGGGAGGUGGUGGUGGUGGAUGUGGGGGGUGGGUUGGGGCAGUUGGUGAAGGAGGUUGUGAGGGAUGUGGAUGGGUUGGCGGCGGGGCAGUGCGUGCUGCAGGAUCGGAGGGAGGUGCUUGAGGAGGCGAGGGCUGCUGCGGCGGCGGUGGCGGGUGGGGGGUUGGAGGGGGUGGUGAUGAUGGAGCAUGACUUUCAUGAGGAGCAGCCGGUGAAGGGGGCAUUGGUGUACCUACUUCGACGGAUCUUGCUCGACUACUCGGAUACGCUCGCCACGGGCAUUCUGCGCCGUCUUGCCGACGCCCUGCCUAUCGACAACCCGAAAGCAAGGGUCAUCAUCAUGGAGGAGAGGCUGCUGGAUGUGCCAACGCCGCAAAACUGCCUGGUGGAUCUCGUCAUGUUCAACCUCGGGGGCAAACUCCGGAACGAAGCCAUGUUCAGGGAGAUCGCGGGCGCAGCGGGGUUGAAGGUAGUGGGGUAUUUCGUCCGCGAGGAAGACUCCAACUGCGUUGUUGAGUGUGCCAGAAUUUGA